AGAAAUAUGACCGUUGGGGCUUUGGGGGUCCUCUAACGUCUCUCUAUAUGUACUUUUUUCCUGCUCUGCAACUUCAAAACUCUGCCCAAAAAAGCGCAAAAGACUAUUUGAGAAAUCAUCAACAGAUAGUUUACGCAUUUACGAAGAAGAAAGCUUGAUAAAUUCUUCAAAGAAGGACGGGAAAUUUCUCUCAUCUGAUUUUAUUCUAAUUCUGCUGGGACGCUAAUACAUGGCUACAUCAGCUGCUCACCUGAUUCAGGAUCAGAAUAUCAGUAUACAUUUUGAUGGGGCUUCUUUGUUGGGAAAGAAUGAUACUUCCAAGGCAUCAAAGAAAGGAGGAGGUCUUGGUGGAAGAAAAGCACUUAACGACAUCUCAAACUCAGCAAAGCCUUCGGCUCUGCAGGCAAAGAAAAAUUACUCCUCGAAUGUAAUUUCCAUCGGGAAAGAUCUUGAUGCCACUCGAAACAAAUUCAUCGGAACAAAAGAUAAUUCUGCUAAAGUACCUGAUAAGGGUGGCCGGAAGGCACUCACUGAUCUUACAAACUCAAGCAAGCUAUCAGCAAAGCAGGCUGCCAAGAAUAAGAAACUGAGUACUGCUGCAGCAGCAAAUGUUCCAACUUCUAUGGCGGAAGAGCGAUUUCUGCAUGAUCAUCAGAAGUGCAUCAAAUCACAGAGAAAAGUGAUGGACAUGGAUUAUUUUCUAAAGGAAGUUGGACUAGACAAUGAUGUCCCUGUGCAGCUAGCAGCAUCUCCACGUGCAUCUAAACUCUCAAUGAAGUCAAUGCUAGAGAGCCCUGUGAAGUACUUCGAAGUGGAAGAAAUGCCAGAACUGCUGAUGUAUGGUAAGGUUCCUCGAUUUGGAAAAAUGGAAACUUGCGGAGACGCUUCGCCAUCUAUUGGAUCUCCUACAUCACCAAAGCUAUCAUCUAUGAGCUGGUGGAAGGAUGGAAGCACUCCAUGUUUCACACUGAUUGAAUCUCCCUUCCUACCAAAGCAUUGAUGUCGUCUUCUUUUUUAUCACAGGCACCCUAUUACUUAAUGGCAUCAGUCAGUUGGCUAAAUGACUGUUGAACUUGUUUAAUUCUUUCUGGUUUUGGUGGCAAGAAGGCAGACUAGCUCCUUCGUCUUGCAUGAUUUACAUUUUAGGCAUAUUAACUGAUGCAUUUUGGAUUCUAUCCCUCCUAUUGUAAAACUUAAUUUUCUAUUUCAGAUGCUUUAAGAUAAUGAAUUGCUGGAGUCAUUCUACAGCUUCUCAA
This is a messenger RNA of Nicotiana attenuata, 1256 nucleotides long. RefSeq lists its product as uncharacterized. Gene Ontology annotation, biological process: regulation of mitotic cell cycle. Bases 230 to 1000 code for a protein of 256 amino acids. NCBI's taxonomy places the organism in Eukaryota, Viridiplantae, Streptophyta, Magnoliopsida, Solanales, Solanaceae. The transcript is spliced from 5 exons. The record is from RefSeq and is a predicted model, not a curated record.